Molecule: messenger RNA, 1625 nt
Organism: Periophthalmus magnuspinnatus
Lineage: Eukaryota; Metazoa; Chordata; Actinopteri; Gobiiformes; Gobiidae
Gene: alg12
Product: ALG12 alpha-1,6-mannosyltransferase
Exons: 9
Coding region: 21-1484 (487 amino acids)
Biological process (GO): protein N-linked glycosylation
Cellular component (GO): endoplasmic reticulum membrane
Molecular function (GO): alpha-1,6-mannosyltransferase activity
Source: RefSeq, a predicted model, not a curated record
UCGGUAACACUGAAGCUGUCAUGGCUGAAAAGAGGAAUGUUAUGGGGCUGUCACUGCUCUUUUUGUUACUUUUCGUGGCUCUCCUUCAUUUAUUCAUAUGUCCUUUCACAAAAGUAGAAGAGAGCUUUAAUUUACAAGCGGUGCAUGACAUUUUGUUCCACAGAUUUGAGCUUGAGAAGUAUGACCAUCAUGAGUUCCCAGGAGUGGUUCCAAGGACAUUCCUCGGGCCCUUAUUUUUGUCUGGUCUCAGCUCUCCACUUGUAUUUCUGUUUCAUCAAAUCGCCGCCCCAAAGUUCUAUGCACAGUUAAUAGUCCGUGCAUCUUUGGGAGUGUGUGUCAUUGGAGCACUUUGGUACAUGCAAAAAGAGGUGAGAAGGCAGUUUGGCUCCACAGUGGCAGGGCUCUUCUGUCUAACAUGUGCCUCCCAGUUCCAUUUAAUGUUUUACAGCACCAGGACCCUUCCCAAUGUUUUUGCACUGCCUCUUGUUAUUGUAGCCUUCACGUCUUGGACGGCACAGAGAUAUGGCUGCUUUAUUUGCUUCUCAGCAUUUGUCAUCAUUGUUUUUCGGUCAGAAUUGUGCAUCUUAAUGGGUCUGAUGUUAUUGAUGUCCUUACUGAGCAGAAGGCUUGGUGUAGUGAAGCUAAUUUCCUUUGCCUUACCAGCUGGCAUACUGUCUUUAGGACUUACUGUUGCAGUAGACACGUUCUUUUGGGGGAAACCUCUUUGGCCUGAGGGACAGGUUUUGUGGUACAACACCGUCCUCAACAAAAGUUCAAACUGGGGAACCUCUCCCUUUCUGUGGUACUUUUACUCUGCUGUGCCUCGAGCUCUGGGAUGCACCUUGUUCUUUGUCCCUCUUGGCCUCCUUGAUCGGCGGAUGAAGAUUAUUUUCCUUCCCACGGUGGGAUUUAUCCUUUUAUAUUCACUGCUGCCUCAUAAAGAGCUGCGCUUCAUAAUUUACACCUUUCCAGUGCUAAACUUGGUGGCUGCUCGAGGAUGCUCAUUCAUUCUGUCAAACUAUCAUAAGUCAUGGAUGUACAAACUGGGGUCUGUAGUUGUUAUUGGCCAUCUGCUGGUGAACAUGGGAUACUCAGGCUUCUGCCUUUACUUAUCCCAUCACAACUACCCUGGAGGCACGGGGAUGCUAGAACUACACAGAUUACAGCCAUCAAACACAGAUGUCAUUGUUCAUAUAGAUACAUUUGCAGCUGAAACUGGGGUGUCGAGAUUCUUGGAGCUGCACAAAAACUGGAGAUACGACAAACGUGAAGAUAUGAGCUCAACAAAUCCAGAGAUCAAACUGUAUACACACCUAUUAAUGGAGGCAAAUGUUACCAGGAUACAACAACUAAGAGGCACUCAUCGACCUAUGGCUUUCAUAGAUGGUUACAGUAAAAUCAUCCUGAACUUCUUCCAUGUUCCACCUGUAUAUGUGCUGUUUCAACAAAAGACUGUACUGAUGGAGCGGAUCAAACACAGUUGACAUGGCGGCAGUUUUUGAAAAAUAACCAUAUAUUUUUUUAGUCUACAUCUGCAUUGAAGAAUGUUUUGAAUAGUAAAACAAUUGUCAUUUUAUAUAGCUGAUUUAUGCUGGUACAGUUAUAUUUUCUACUUGUUUUCAUUG